AUGGAAACCUCUACUAUUACGCGGAGCCGACGAAGCUCCAUCGCAUACAGCUUCAAGAGUGGUCUCUCGCUUUGGCUGGUGGUCUGGAUGGUUCUGAUGAAGCCCACUCCUACUAAGGCCUGCCCUCAGCUGUGUGUGUGCUACCCGACCCCCAUGACCGUGAGCUGCCAAGCGCAAAACUUCACCACUGUCCCAACUGGCGUGCCCUACGACUCACAGCGCGUCUUUCUGCAGAACAACCGCAUUACUGAGCUGAGAGUGGGAAGCUUUGGCUUUGGAACUCAGGUCCUGUGGCUUUUCUCCAAUAACAUCACCUGGAUUGAGGCUGGUGCAUUCAGCGAGCUCCGUGACCUGGAGGAGCUGGACCUGGGUGACAACCCUCACCUGCGUCGUCUGGAGGGAGGAGCUUUCCGCGGGCUUGAGAAGCUUCAGAGCCUCCACAUGCACCGCUGUCGCCUCUCGGCCCUGCCCCAUGACAUCUUUCACAAGCUCUACAGCCUGCAGUUCCUGUACCUGCAGGAGAACCAGCUGCACUUCCUGCAAGACGACCUGUUCGCCGACCUCAUCAACCUGAGCCAGCUCUUCCUCCACGGCAACCGCAUCCGCACCCUGUCGGAGAACGUGUUCCGCGGCCUGGUCAACCUGGACAGGCUGCUCCUCCACGACAACCGCGUCAAGCAGGUCAACCGCCGGGCUUUCCGCGACUUGGGCCGCCUCACCAUGCUCUUCCUCUUCAACAACUCCCUGGCGGAGCUCCCCGGCCAGGCCAUGCGCGACAUCCAGGCCAUCCAGUUCCUCCGCCUCAACGGGAACCCCUGGAGCUGCGGUUGCGAGGCCAGGCCUCUCUGGGAGUUCUUCAGGGCCGCUCGCGUCUCCAGCUCCGAGCUCCUGUGCGCCUCCCCCUCCCCUCGUCGCGGAAUGGACCUGCGGUUCCUGCGUGAGAUGGACUUCGCCCUCUGCCCGCUCCCCGAUCCCGGUUCCCUGGCCGGCACCACCACCACCACCUUCAGCACCAAGACCCGCUGGUGGUUCUCCAAACACAAGCCCGUCAGCACCUCCAAGGGCAUCUUCGAGAAGAGUUCCGAGACGGUCAAGUCUUACCCUUUCUCCGCCGGCAAGCCCUCCGUCACGUCCACCUCCACCAAGUACGAGCUGGGUGAAGAAGAGGCUCUCCUGCCCAAGCUGGACCCCGAGGAGUACUGGGCCAACUACGGCAACGAAGACGCCGGCAUCACCUCUCUGCGCUGCUUCGAGCUGGAGUGCCCGCCCGACUUCGAUGCCUUGCCGCCUUCCUCCUCUUCCACACGCUUCACAUCAUCUUCUCUUCUUUCACUCCUCUCCCUAUCCCUUCUAACAGUGUCCAUCCAUUUCCUCUUCGGCUGA
Messenger RNA from Chanos chanos (milkfish), 1383 nucleotides. It is a transcript of the gene rtn4rl2a, whose product is annotated as reticulon 4 receptor-like 2 a. Bases 1 to 1383 code for a protein of 460 amino acids. The record is from RefSeq and is a predicted model, not a curated record. Gene Ontology annotation, molecular function: protein binding. The transcript has 3 exons. Gene Ontology annotation, cellular component: plasma membrane. Lineage: Eukaryota; Metazoa; Chordata; Actinopteri; Gonorynchiformes; Chanidae.